This is a messenger RNA of Strigops habroptila (Kakapo), 759 nucleotides long. Its product is annotated as iroquois-class homeodomain protein irx-2-like. Gene Ontology annotation, biological process: neuron differentiation; regulation of transcription by RNA polymerase II; cell development. Bases 1 to 636 code for a protein of 211 amino acids. NCBI's taxonomy places the organism in Eukaryota, Metazoa, Chordata, Aves, Psittaciformes, Psittacidae. Gene Ontology annotation, molecular function: DNA-binding transcription factor activity, RNA polymerase II-specific; RNA polymerase II cis-regulatory region sequence-specific DNA binding. The record is from RefSeq and is a predicted model, not a curated record. The transcript is spliced from 2 exons. Gene Ontology annotation, cellular component: nucleus.
AUGGCAGCACCUCGGGGUGAGGGGAGCCCACGCCAAGAGCUGGGGGGCUGCGGGAGUCCGUGGGGGGCCCUGCGGGGACCCCCCCAAGCCCUACUGCCCUGCCCCUGCCCUGUGCUGGCCGGCUACAGCCUGCUGCCACCCCCCCUGACCUUCCUGGCACCCCUGGUCCAUCCAGCCAUUGAGGUGCAGCUGGGGCUGCCGGCAGAGCCGGGGCGGGCGAAGGCAGCGGCGGCACGGGAGAGCACCGGGGCGCUGAAAGCGUGGCUGGCGCAGCACCCCAGGAACCCCUACCCCAGCAAGGGCGAGAAGGUGAUGCUGGCCGUGGUCAGCAGGAUGAGCCUCACCCAGGUAUCCACGUGGUUCGCCAACGCCCGCCGGCGCCUCAAGAAGGAGAACAAGGCGAGCUGGGCCCUGCGCGGCGCCUCAGAUGGUGACGACAGUGAGAGCGAGGGGGGCCCUGGAGCACCCCCUCGCACCGCGCCCAGCCCCGCGCAGGAUGGGUGUGGGGGCAGCCCCGAGGGGGGGCCGGGCUCUAGGCAGGGCAAUGAGACCCCAAAACCCAAGAUCUGGAGCGUCGCGGCGAUGCUGGCACCCAGCGAGAGCCGGUGCCCUCCAAGGGUGCUGGAGCAGGCAUAGAGCUGGGACCCGUCCCCAGGAGCCCCAUGGUGGCCGGGACUGUGGCUGUGGGGAGGGGAUGGCCCUGGGGCUGAGCAGGGCAGGACACAGGGUCACAGCACCCGGCAGCUGCCCGGCCGAGCA